Nothobranchius furzeri (turquoise killifish) is the source of this 3869-nucleotide messenger RNA. NCBI's taxonomy places the organism in Eukaryota, Metazoa, Chordata, Actinopteri, Cyprinodontiformes, Nothobranchiidae. The record is from RefSeq and is a predicted model, not a curated record.
UACGCAUUAUGCUCCAUCGUGAAGCUGUAAACACAAGACGUUUCAGCCAUGUGGUUGUUUGACAGCAGCGGUGUUACGUCAUAUUUCCGCGCCCUGCGCCUCGUUGCUGCCAGCCAGGACUCGCCGAGAAGCAUGGGGCACCUUGGCGGUUUAUUUCUCCUCAUCGCGCCGCUCUUUUGGAGUCACAUCUGGGGUGCUGCGGGUCACUCUUUACCUGCCUGUCACAAACAGCUGGAGUUCAGGUGUGGAGACGGUGUGUGUGUCUCUAAGCUGAAGGUGUGUGAUGGCCAUGCAGAUUGUGGAGAUGGAUCAGAUGAGCGACACUGCAGACACGCGGGGUGUAAGACAGACGAGUUCUCCUGCUACAGCCGACGGUGCAUCUCCAUCAACUCCUUAUGCGACGGCGUUGAUGAUUGUGGCGAUGGGAGUGAUGAGGAUUCCUGUCCCAAAUGCGCCACUGGUUCGUUCUCCUGCGGGAUGUCUGAUGUCUGUCUGCCUAGAAGCCAGCUCUGUGACGGACGGAAUGACUGCAAAGACGGACGGGAUGAGACCCGGAAGCUGUGUGGUUCUGUCCAGCCCAGGCCUCAGAGCUCGCCCACCUCAUGCGCAGCAUCGGAGUUUCGGUGCAGAGAUGGAGAGUGCAUCCGUCACGCGUGGAGGUGUGACCACUCUCCGGACUGCUCUGAUGGCAGCGAUGAAGACGACUGUGAUAUUGGCGAUCAGGACGAGUGUCGGGUAAAUAAUGGCGGCUGUUCUCAUUACUGUCUGGACCAGUCGGUGGGGUUCCUCUGCAGCUGUCCGGCCAACAUGAAGCUGGUUGGGGACAGUCGGUGUGAGGAAGUGGACUCAUGCCUGGAGAGUGAUGUGUGUGAUCAGCUGUGUGUUGACAUAAACAACAGCCUCACCUGUAAAUGUCAUGAGGGUUAUCACAUGAAUGCGUCAAGUGGAGAGUGCAGAGCCAAUGGUGAAGAAGCUCAGCUGGUUUUUACCUCCUCCAAAGGGAUCCAGCUAAGGAAUGCUGAAUCUAAAUCCCUGGCAGCGUAUUUACCUGGCCCAGGUCCCGUAGCCGUCGUCGCCUCUAAUCUCACCUUAUACUGGGCCCAGCGAGAACAAGGCUCCAUAUACAGGAUUUCUGUGAACAAAAAGCCACAUGAAGCCAUUCUGGUGGUAAGAGUCCAAGGCUUGGUGUCGGGGCUCGCCAUAGACUGGAUCCACCAACUUCUGUACUGGACCAGUCCAGAGGAGGGUUCUGUUAACGUGGCUCUGCUAGACGGAUCAUCUCAGGUUCAACUCAUCACUGGACUCUACGACCCGUCUGCUGUGGCUGUGGAUCCUCUUCGAGGGCUCCUGUUUUGGGCGCAGUGUGGCGGAAGUCCAAAGGUUGAGAAGUCCAGCUUAGACGGCAGCAGCAGGGCGGAUGUGGUCACGUCGUUAAUUCAGCAGCCAGUCGCGCUCACUCUGGACAUGACUCGGCAGCUGCUGUACUGGUUUGACCAGGGAAUGAGAAGCAUUUCCAGAAUAUCUUUAGAUGGUCGCCAUCGUAAAACGGUGGUCGAGUCUAACGGCUAUCUGGACCGGCUGUUUGGACUUGCUGUGUUCGAGGGAUUCCUGUACUGGGGUGACGAGGUGACCGGCUCCAUCUGCCGAGCCAACAAGCACAGCGGCAGUAACCUCCAGGUGCUGAUGUCUAAUGUCACCUCACCUGGUGGUGUGGCCCUCCUCCACCCUGUGCUUCAACCACACGGCCCGUCUGUGUGUGGGCGUCCUGGGAUGACGUGUCAGCACGGGUGUGUUGUCGACCUGCAUCCUGAUGGGCUCCGCUUCAGCUGCGGUUCCCCAGGAACUAAAGAAAAUUCCCAGGUUCCAGGGAUCUUCAGCACAGCUCCAGCAAAAACGUUACCCGAUGCCACAUUUGCCGGAUAUCUCUCUUUGAUCAUGUUCCUUGCGGUGCUGCUGGUGGGAACGGCUUUGUGGUGGUGGAGAGAAGAGCUUUGGCCUUCCAGGUCUCUCACCCUGCAGAGCUUCUCCCUCAAAGAGUCUCGGGUCCCACUCAUCGUUCAGCCACCGUCUGGAUCUGAGGCUGACGUUGGUCCAGGCAGGUGGAGCUCACUUAGACACAGAGCAGAUGUUGUUCUUACACAAGGACACUCACAGCUUUCACAUCCACGUGAAAAUCUUUUUUUUUUUUUUAUAAGUAAAUAACAGCGAUGGAGCUACACGUCAAUUUUUUAUUUUUACUCAAAUUAUUUAGAUCUUUAUUUAGUUUAAAUGAGGCCAAACCACACCCGCACAGCAAUAAAAUAACUAAAUGGGGUCUAGUACAGCUUUUUGUUCCUGAGCUAGCUAUUGUUUAAACUUCUGCAGCAAAGUGACUUUAUCAGUUAUGUGAUCACCAGAUGUUUCCUCUUAAGGAAGUAAAAAAACAAAACCGGGAUGUAUCUGACAGUAUCCGUUGGUUUCCCAGGAAAAAAGACGACUUUGCUAAUUCUAAACCCCACAAACUCAGAGUUUCAGUCCGUUUAGCAGGUUUUGAAGCUGACCUGAUGAAUGGUGGUCUCUUUGGGUUUCUCUGAUGUUUUCAUUGAUCUUUAAGUCUUUUGGUGUGAUCUUUGUGGUGCUCUCUGACAGGAAACCCCUCUGAGGCUGGACUUGGUCGGUGAGUUAAGAUGUGACACAGAUGUUGGACUUGAAUGAACUUGGCCUGGCUGGAUGAUUUAAUGCUGCAGUCACCUCGGAGCCGACACACCCAGCUGAUCAGCUCGACACGUCCCAGCCUCCUCACGCUGGCUCCAGCACUGCAGACAUGACAGACAUGUUCCAGCUGUGGGAGUCAGGAGGCCUGCUGUGCUCUCACUAUGACGAGCUGUGCCCCAGUCACCAAGAGCACAAAUGAAUAAGUGACUAUACAAAAGCUCUGUUCUAGUCUGAAAGCAGGACAAUUCCAGUGAAAUUUUAAAUCGAGCAGAUUAGUUGGUUAAUUUUGUAAAUCAUUGAAUAAAAACCAUUUUCUGCUGAACGGUUUGAAUUUCCACAAACAGAAUCGCGUUAUUGGUUUUCAGUUGGGAGAAACAAGUAAUUAGGAUACUUUGAAUGAUUUUCUAAAGAUUUGUUUUCUGUUAUUUUUGCACUUCCUCCUUCAGUAUAGACCUAUUUAUUCCUUUUCGGUUUCUAAUAUUUUCCAAAAACUUGGGAUUGAACAUUAUUUCCUGUUAUUUCACUUUGACGUUUGAGGAAAAACUUCUUUAAUUCUGGUUUAAACUCUUGUGUUUGGUGUGAGAGGGGAUGUUUGGUGUCCUGCUGCCCAGUGAAUACUUGAAUCAUGUAUUUAAUGCGUCAGCAGAAGGUGUUUGUAUGUUUAAAAGAUUACAUGGUGGUGAAACUUGAAUCUGCUCCAUCUUUAUCAGAACAGAGUAUUGUAUUUAUUUUAUAAAGUCUAAUAUCUGGUCAUUAAAACUGAAGCUGUGUGUUGGGGUAAGAAAUGCUAAAUUAUUGCUGAGAAAAUUAAGAGUUCAACUUGAACAUGAAUGUGACUUUUUUCAGGUUUCAAACAUUUCAUUUGAUGGAAAAGUGAAGCCCAGCUGUUUGUCUUUCUAAGCGCUGGUUCUGAUGUUGGAAGAAAUGUUUUCUAUUUCUUUUCUGUAUCAUCUCCAGAGUUCAUUUCAUCAGCUCUGCUGUCUGUUCUUUUCCUUUUUGUUUGAAACAAACGUGAUUAUUGGACAGAAGAUCCAGAGGCGUUUGUGUGCUGAAACUGCUGAGUUCUGUAGUGGGUAUUUAUUAUUCAUUAAGAUUUUAUUUUAUUUUCACUCAUUGGAGUUAUAUAAGUGAGUACAAUGUAAAUGAAGCAGAUUAAAGUACUUUGUUGUUUACUA